AAAUAAAAGCACGAGUGACUCGCUUUGCAACUUGUAAAGGACAAAACACACACUACACAUCAUGCACUUCUCCUUCUCCACCGCAUUCUCCACUCUCUAGUGUUCCAUUUUUCUUAAACCUCAGACAUGGGAAGAGCUCCUUGUUGUGAGAAAGUAGGGUUGAAGAAGGGUAGGUGGACAUCGGAGGAAGAUGAGAUCUUGGCCAAAUACAUUCAGGCCAAUGGAGAAGGUUCUUGGAGGUCAAUGCCUAAGAAUGCAGGAUUAUUGAGGUGUGGAAAGAGUUGCAGGCUCAGAUGGAUUAACUAUUUGAGAGCUGACCUUAAGAGAGGAAACAUUUCUGCUGAAGAGGAGAACACCAUCGUCAAGUUGCACGCUUCUUUGGGUAACAGGUGGUCUUUGAUAGCUAGUCAUUUGCCAGGAAGAACAGACAACGAGAUCAAGAACUAUUGGAAUUCUCACCUGAGCAGGAAAUUUUACAGUUUCCCAAGGAUGGAGAACCAACAAGGUACAGGUGCUGUUGCAGGAACCAUUGAUACACCUAAAGUGGUGUGUAUUCCUCCCAAGCGAAAAGGUGGUAGAACGAGUCGUUGGGCAAUGAAGAAGAACAAAACCUACCUUCAAAAUGUCGACAGAACCAAACACAGUUUCUGUCAACGAAAUAGUACUGACAACACAGUUCCGAAGGCACCCACUCCAUCGGCGGAGAGAGAGGGUUUGUGGAACGACACUAGGGAGUCGAAGGCGGUGGAGUGCGACGUCGUAGAAGAGUUUAGAGAGGGUAGAAGGGAGGCUGAGGUAGAUGAAAAGUGUGAAAAAGAUGAAGACAUUUUAGGAGUGUGUGAAAUUGAGGGUGUUGAUGAGGGGAGUGAGGCGUUGAGUAUAAGUGACAUGUUGGAAAGUUGCUUGGUGGAAACGUGUGGGAUUUGGGACAUGACUGAGGAGAGAGAGAGCAACGACGUGGAAAUGGUGCCUGAUGGUGAUGCUGAAGUUGAUGCGUGUCCCAACAAAACGUCGUCGUCUGAUAGUAGCGUCAAUGACUCUUCGUGUUCUUCUUCCAUGGCCUUUGGCUUGGAUCAACACUGGGAUUGGGAGAGCAUGAUAGAGUUCAAUAACAUUGCUGAGUCCCAACUCGCUUCUCACAAUUUCGAUCAGAAAGAUGAACUGCUGACGUGGCUGUGGGAGGAUGAGGAUUGGAAAAGUCAUGACAACAAUUUGGGAGAGAUAGAUCUAAAGAUACAAAACGACGUCGUUGACUGGCUUCUCUCUUGAUUCCUCCACCUAUAUAUUAAAAUAGACCUAGCGUGUGCGUGAGCUUGUUUCUCCUUUUUCUCCUCUUUGCUUUUCCAAAUUUGUAUACCGGAGGGUUCCAAUCCAAAAACUUCCGACAUUUUGAACAAAUCUUGGUAUUUCCGUCACUUUGCAUGCCUAGUAGUUCCAAAUAUGGAUUUCAAUUUGUAAGGGUUACAAAUUUAUUUUAUUUUACAUAGUUAAUU
Messenger RNA from Vigna unguiculata (cowpea), 1493 nucleotides. RefSeq names its product transcription factor MYB12-like. The record is from RefSeq and is a predicted model, not a curated record. NCBI's taxonomy places the organism in Eukaryota, Viridiplantae, Streptophyta, Magnoliopsida, Fabales, Fabaceae.